GUCUUCAGUUCGUGAUGGAAUCGCUUCUUAAAAACCUCGAAGAACAUGUAACAUGUUCGAUUUGCCUGGAUACUUACACCAAACCCAAGACUAUUGCCUGUCUUCAUACGUUCUGCUGUGAAUGCCUGGAGAGACAUGCUCUAACGAGACAAAAACAAGGGCUUUAUCCAUGCCCCGAGUGUCAGGCAGAAAUUCGUAUCCCCGAAGGAAAGCGUUUUGAUAAUCUGCCAAGCAGUUUUCCGCACAACAGUUUGUUGAGUCUUCUGGCCGUUCGACGCAGUGACGAAGGAAAUGAGAUCAGCUGUAGUACAUGCCAGAGGAAGAGCGCUGAGAUCAACUACUGUUUUGAAUGCGAGAAGUUUAUGUGCCCCGACUGUGUGAAAGCACACGAAGUGUUUCGAGAUACUAUGUUUGAGGGGCACAAAUUCACACCAGUGCGACAGUUUGAAGCGGCAGACUACGAGGCCCUGUUGAAAAGGCAAUCAUUUUGCUCCGUUAAGUAUCACGAGAAAGAAGUAACAAAGUUUUUCUGCGUGGAUUGUCAAUGCUGUGUUUGUCAAAUAUGCAUCGCCACAGAUCACAAAAGCCAUGAUGUUAUUCCGCUUGAAAAGGCGGCGCAUAAUGAAAAAGCAAACAUCAUCAUCAGAGCCGAGCUUAUUAAGCGGAAGAAAGAGGUCUGUGGAGAUAUUAUUCGUGAAUUUGAGAAGACAGAACUUGAGUUGGAAGCCAACAUUACCACCGCUAAACUCCAAGUUUCCCAAGUAGUCGAACAGAUGAUAAGUAAGCUUCGCCAGUUGGAAAGUGAAUUCAUUACUGCCUUCGAGAAGUCUCGCGUGUCGAGGAUUGAGAAAUUGCUUUCUGGAAAAGUAUGGGUUGUCUCUUUAGAAAAGCAACUUGACCAAGCAUUUGAGUUCAGUAACAAUCUAGUGGAGAGAAGCUCGAGCUCAGACAUAAUGCAAAACAAGAAGAAUAUGGAAGAACGAAUAGAAGACCUCAUUAAGACCACAAUGCCAGCACUUCCGGUUAGCUCUUUAGUGGAGUUUGUGUCGACAUGUCAACCAGAGAGUUUGAGUCUUGGAUUUACGAAAUUCUGCGAAACAGAUAUACAAGGAUCGACCGUGCAAGUACGGGAUCAGAAUUUCCAAGCUGGUGUAGAGGCAGAACUAUUGAUUUGUCCCAAAUCAAGCGAAGGAGAAACCAGAAACAGUCAGCACACAGAUCGUGUUGAAGUACACAUAGAACCUGCGUAUCGGGUGAGCAAUUUGCUGACAAGUGAAAAAGAAGACUAUGAGUUUAGAGUAAAAUUUGUAGCGAAACUACCUGGUACUUAUGAAAUGGAUGUUAAGAUAAAUGGACAGAAACUUGCCAAGAGUCCAUUUUUGAUUCCAGUUAAAGCACGACAGUUACACUUUGUUGGCAAGGUAGACUUUCAGGGAAAAGUGUCCCAGGGUCCAGCCGGGAUUGCAGUAAACAGUAAAGGUGUUAUGACUGUGGCUGGGUGUAAAGGUCACUGUAUCCUGGUAUUUGAUGAGGCAGGAAAUUUAAGACGAAAACUUGGUUGUCAUGGAGACAAGGAUGGGCAAUUUAAUCAACCAAUCGACGUCACAUUCAUAAACGAUGACGAGGUUCUGGUGGCAGAUUUAGGUAAUCACCGAAUACAGCAGUUGAAUGUACAAACAGGGAAGUUUGUGAGAAGCUUUGGAAAAAAGGCGGAAGUGCAGAUGAAGAGUUGAAGAAUCCUGCAAGUGUUUGUAUUACAACUGAUAUUAUAACAUAACC
Messenger RNA from Stylophora pistillata, 1779 nucleotides. RefSeq names its product E3 ubiquitin-protein ligase TRIM45. Lineage: Eukaryota; Metazoa; Cnidaria; Anthozoa; Scleractinia; Pocilloporidae. The record is from RefSeq and is a predicted model, not a curated record. Gene Ontology annotation, molecular function: protein binding; ubiquitin protein ligase activity; zinc ion binding.